Messenger RNA from Culicoides brevitarsis, 1678 nucleotides. It is a transcript of the gene ktub, whose product is annotated as protein king tubby. Lineage: Eukaryota; Metazoa; Arthropoda; Insecta; Diptera; Ceratopogonidae. Bases 117 to 1355 code for a protein of 412 amino acids. The transcript has 4 exons. The record is from RefSeq and is a predicted model, not a curated record. Gene Ontology annotation, cellular component: cilium. Gene Ontology annotation, biological process: protein localization to cilium.
GCUCGAACAUAGACGGGAAAUUUUAGUCAUUUUCCGCGGAAAAUCCGUUUCAAAAUACUCGAACAAAGUGCAUGAAGUUGCGCCAAGCGAAAGUGUAACCAAGAAAAUCGUCAAAAAUGAGUGCGAUUAAUUCACGACACGAAAAGUUAGCUCAUCAACGACAAUUAGUAGAGCAACAAAUAAAACAAAAACGUGCCAUGCCCGGAAUGAUCCAAGCAAGUGACCUACAGAUAACACGUCCCGUAUCUGCGAUGCGAAACGGCAGCGGAGGUCGAGAAAUGCACGCCUACGACGGCCCACUACAAUUCAUGAUGUCACCCGGCAAUCCUGAUCAAAUACUCAUUCAAUCGACGCCCGUUUCGUCGCCGCACACCGAAAUGAUCAGCAUCGAAAAGUUGCAUGCGUCCCAAGACAGCGAAGAUGACGAAAGUACGCCAGUGGAAGUUUUGCCGACAACUCAUAUCGGAAGCAUGGAUGAUUUGGCGGGAUCCAAACAAAUCGCGGCACCCGUGACGCCAGCACAAGUUAAUGGAAGUAGCAACGGGAGCAGUAACGGACAAGGUUUACGUUCGCCUGACAUCGAGGGCGACAUGACGGGCCAAGUUGAGCAAUUUGUGAUGCAACCAGCGCAACAAGGCGUCUUGUACAAAUGUCGCAUCGCGCGCGAUCGCAAAGGCAUGGAUCGGGGCUUUUAUCCAAUCUAUUAUCUGCAUUUAGAACGGGAUUACGGGAAAAAAGUUUUUCUACUCGCAGGUCGGAAACGGAAGAAAAGUAAAACCUCGAAUUAUGUCAUCAGUUGCGAUCCAACAGAUUUAUCGCGAGACGCUGAUGGUUUCAUCGGAAAGUUGCGAUCAAAUGUGUUCGGAACGUCUUUCACGGUAUUCGACAAUGGCGGCAAAGACAUCAACGCACCCAAUCCAAGACUAGAUUUAGCUGUAAUAGUUUAUGAUACGAAUAUUUUAGGAUUUAAGGGUCCCCGUAACAUGACUGUUUUACUGCCUGGCAUGACCGAAGAUGACGAACGUGUCAAAAUCAGUUCGAUAGACCAUCACCAACAAGGCCUUUAUGACAGCUGGAAAUCGAAAAACAUGGACAACGUCGUGGAGCUGCACAACAAAACGCCCGUCUGGAAUGACGAAACGCAAUCGUACGUGCUCAAUUUUCACGGACGUGUCACGCAGGCAUCCGUAAAGAAUUUUCAACUCGUACACGACUCCGAUCCCGACUACAUCGUCAUGCAGUUUGGACGCACCUCCGAGGAUGUCUUUACCAUGGACUAUAGGUAUCCGCUGUGUGCAUUGCAAGCAUUCGCCAUUGCGCUCAGUAGUUUUGAUGGUAAAUUGGCAUGCGAAUGAUUUUUUAUUAACUUUCUCAUCCUUCACCUGGAAUCCCGCAUCAAACCAAAGGCAACAGAGUUUCGUUAUUGUGUUAUUCUAAACCAAAAAGUAGAGAUUUAAUCCUAAUUUCUCCCUCAUAAAACAAAAAAAUUUCAACCAAAAAAUCUGAUAGUCAUAAAAAAAUUUAAUUUUACUGUAGAAACCAGUGUCUAGCAUUUAUAGUAGUGUGAUUGCGACCUUGUAGUCCUCAAAAAAAGAACUUAUCAAAACUGACUGAACCAAAAAUUAAAAAAAAUGAUGAUUACAACAUCGCGUCAAUAAGUGUCUUUAGAUAUUUACAA